Stylonychia lemnae is the source of this 429-nucleotide messenger RNA. The record is from the annotation of a GenBank genome assembly. NCBI's taxonomy places the organism in Eukaryota, Ciliophora, Spirotrichea, Sporadotrichida, Oxytrichidae.
AUGGAAGAACUAUUCGGAACUGCCCCUAUACUCUCAAAAUCAGGAGAAGUCAGCCCAUCUGAAGGAUUCAAGGAUGCCAAAGUCAUUUGUAUAUACUUCAGUAUGCACAACUGCCCACCAUGCAGGGAAUUCACUCCAAUCUUCGCCGAAUUGUACAAUGAAACAAAUGAGUCAGAAAAACAAAUUGAAGUUAUCUUUGUGUCAGGUGACAAAACUCAAGAAGAAUAUGAAUUGUACUAUGGGGAAAUGCCAUGGCUUGCACUACCAAAAGGUGAUUCCAGACUACCUAGUCUCGCUAAGAAAUUCGAAGUCAAGGGAGUCCCUAGACUUAUUGUUUUAAAGCCAGAUGGUACAGUGAUAAACAACAGUGCUGUUCAAAAGGUAACCCAAGAGGGACCAGCAGCUAUCUAAGAAUUCCUCAGUGCAUGA